This is a messenger RNA of Phasianus colchicus (ring-necked pheasant), 9354 nucleotides long. The record is from RefSeq and is a predicted model, not a curated record. Lineage: Eukaryota; Metazoa; Chordata; Aves; Galliformes; Phasianidae.
UGCCGCAGGGCUGAGCCGCGGGGGCGGCACUGCGGGCAGGGAGCGCUGCGGCGCGGAGGCGGGCCGCGGGGCUCCGGCAUCGCGCUCCCCGCACACGCAACGCGCACACACACUCACACUCACACUCGCGCACGGCGACGCGCACACGCGGCGGUGCCCGCCCCUCUUCCCAUCCCCGUCCAUGGCGCUGAGGACGGCGGCCCCCCGCUCCGCACGUGGCCCCGGGGCGGCCCGGCGCGGGCACGGAGCGCGGUGACUUCCCCAGGCCGGGCGCCGAGACCUCAGAGCCGAUGGAAAGCGGGGGCGAUGCCGGAGCGGCAUCUCGGCGGGGAGGCGGCGGGUUCCCGGGUGCUGCCCGGCCCGGCGCUCCCCCGGCUGCGGACGGCGGCGUGAACAUGGAUGGGCCCGGCGGGAGCGGGGCGGCCCCCGCUGCGGGGCCGGGAGUGCCCGCGCCGCCGCCCCGAGCGCCGUGCUCCAGGGACCCCAAAAUGGUCCAUCAGCGGUUCCUGCGGCGGAGCGUGGUGGACUCGGACCAGGAGGAGCCCGCGUUCGACCUUCCCGAGUCGGAGCAUCAGAGGAAAAUCAUCCUGCUCCCCAAAACCAGGAGGAUAAUCGCGGAGAGGGCGAAGGCAGGGCACGGGGCGGCGGAGAAGGUGUGCCUGGAGGCCGAGCCCCCGGGGCCGCUGCGGGCGGGGCCGGCACCCGGCGGUGCGGCGGGGCCCGAGGAGCAGAAGGAGGCCGGCAGGGAUGCGGAGAGGAAGGAGGCGUCGGACGCGUCCAGGGAGCAGGGCAAGGCCAAGAAAGAGGAGCCCGAGGAAGAGGCUGACAUGAAAGCGGUCGCCACCUCGCUGGAUGGCAGGUUCCUCAAGUUUGAUAUUGAACUCGGGAGGGGAUCCUUCAAAACGGUCUAUAAGGGACUGGACACGGAGACGUGGGUGGAAGUCGCUUGGUGUGAACUUCAGGAUAGAAAAUUAACAAAAGUAGAGAGACAGAGAUUUAAAGAGGAAGCAGAAAUGUUGAAAGGUCUACAGCACCCAAACAUUGUAAGGUUUUAUGACUUCUGGGAAUCCUGUGUAAAAGGAAAAAGGUGCAUCGUGCUGGUUACCGAACUGAUGACCUCUGGAACACUGAAGACGUAUCUGAAGAGAUUUAAAGUGAUGAAACCAAAAGUCCUGCGUAGUUGGUGCCGGCAAAUCCUGAAGGGUCUUCUUUUCUUGCACACAAGAACUCCACCAAUAAUUCACAGAGACUUAAAAUGUGACAAUAUUUUUAUUACUGGACCAACUGGAUCUGUGAAAAUAGGAGACUUAGGUCUGGCAACCCUCAAGAGAGCUUCGUUUGCCAAAAGUGUAAUAGGUACACCAGAAUUUAUGGCCCCAGAAAUGUAUGAGGAACACUACGAUGAAUCUGUUGAUGUCUAUGCGUUUGGAAUGUGCAUGUUGGAAAUGGCUACCUCAGAAUACCCUUACUCAGAAUGCCAGAAUGCUGCUCAAAUUUACCGGAAAGUAACCUGUGGUAUAAAGCCAGCAAGCUUUGAGAAAGUUACAGAUCCUGAAAUUAAGGAGAUAAUUGGGGAGUGCAUUUGCAAAAAUAAGGAAGAAAGAUAUGAAAUUAAAGAUUUAUUAAGCCAUGCCUUUUUUGCUGAAGAUACUGGGGUAAGGGUGGAACUUGCAGAAGAAGACCAUGGUAGGAAAUCCUCUAUUGCCUUAAGACUCUGGGUAGAAGAUCCUAAGAAACUGAAAGGAAAACCCAAAGAUAAUGGAGCCAUUGAGUUUACUUUUGAUCUGGAGAAGGAAACUCCUGAUGAUGUUGCACAAGAAAUGAUUGACUCUGGAUUUUUUCAUGAAAACGAUCUCAAGAUAGUUGCGAAGUCAAUACGUGACAGAGUAGCAUUAAUACUAUGGAGAAGAGAGAGAAUUUGGCCUAGAAUACAGUCAGAGGAACGCCGAGAUUCUGAGUGCUUGGAGAAGUCGAAGGCGCCACAUCCGCAGCAGGUUCAAGUCACGUACCUUUCCCACACCGGUCAUCACAUCCUGUCCGAGUCGGAGGAACCUGAGGCAGACCAGCAUCCCUUCCAGCAAAACCUGCCCACCAGCGUCACAUCCGUUGCAUCUGACAGCACAUUCGACAGUGGUCAGGGGUCCACUGUUUAUUCAGACUCGCAGAGCAGCCAGCAAAGCGUCAUCUACUCAUCCGUGCCCGACGCCGUGCCGCCUGCCAUCCAGCGGGUGUACAGCCCGCCCCUCAGCGAGAGCCAGGCGCUGCCCCACAGCCUCCCGCAGCUGGGGCACUACCAGCAGCCCUCAGCACCUGCCCUGCCCGUUGUUCAGGCUCCACCUGCAGUGGUGCCCCAGAGGCCCCAGCACUACCAGGAGCCAGCGAUGACGUUCCCAGUGGUGCAGCCGACCACCGUGGCCUCCAUGCAGCUGGGGCAGUCACAGCCAGUGCUGGCCAGCCAGCAGCAACCCAUAUCACAGCAAACUUCUCUGCAGCAGGUGCUUGCCAGCCAGCCGGUUUGCCCCAUCCAGCCUGCUCCCCAUCUCCUGCCCCAGUACCAGCCCCAGACCUCUCAGGUGGCAGCCAGUAGUACACCACUGAAACCCCUUCAGAUUUCAACCGUGCCACAGCUUCCUCCAGUUGCCCCUUCCCAGAUUCCUCAGUUUCCUGUCAUUCCUGCAAUUACUCCUCUGGCAGGACUUGACAACCUUCCUCCAAACCUCUCUGAUAUACCUGCUGCAAACGUGCCCCCCAUACCUGCUCCUUCUCAGUAUUUCGCUCCAGCUGUGAUUUUACCGAGCCUCCCCAUGAACCCCACUUUGCCCAUGGCACCAAACUCCCCCGCCCUCCCCAUGCAAGCAGUGAACCUUCCUCAUACAACUGUGGCUUCUCUGGUCUUGCCCUGCCAAACAAUAGUGCCAAAUAUGUCGGCUGCUACAAUACCAUUGCUUGCCGUGGCUCCGCCAGGAGUGCCAGCGCUGCCGCCGCACCACGCGGUGUCCCAGCUGCCCCAGCAGCAGAUGUACCCGACCACCUUCCAGCAGAUAAUCCAGAGCGAAGCACCCUCUCCCCAUCACACGCAGAGCACGCAAGCCGUUUCCCAGCCGCAGCAGCCUCCACCUCCUCAGUCACUUCAGCCAGGUGUAAUUCAUCCAUCAGAACAGCCACUGCCUGCCCCUGGGGCCGGUAACCAGCAGGUUACUGGACAUACUCAGUAUGGUUUGGAAACUGGAGCCCAGGUGCCGGUACUCCCAGUGCAGCCUUCGCUAGUCAUGUCACCGCCUUUGCAGUUGCAACCUGAACUAUUGCCUCCCCGCGUCGCUCCAGAAAGCAUUUCACAGAUUCAUGGCAGCCUUGCUACAGCUAGUCCACCAGUGCCCAUAGAUCACUGUCUGCCUCUACAGCCUUCGGGUGUUCUGCAGCUUCAGCCAGACCUUUCCCAGCCCCUGGCUCAGCAGCUCCCCGCUCCCGGCUCAGCCGUGCAGGCAGUGGCAGAGACAUCGCAAGAGGAGCAGGCAAUACAGGACAAGCUUCAAACUCUGUCACAGAGCUGUGAAAGCUACAUGAGUCCAGAUGUUGCUUCAGGUAAAGAGAUGAGUGACAGCUUUGAAGGAGCAAUAGGAAGUGGAAAACAAGAAGGAAAGUCUUCAAAGAAACAUAAGAAAUCUACACGUGCUCGUUCACGCCAGGAGAAAACCAACAGACCCAAACUGACUAUAUUAAAUGUUUGUAACACAGGGGAUAAGAUGGUGGAAUGCCAGCUUGAAACACAUAAUCACAAAAUGGUGACUUUUAAGUUUGAUUUGGAUGGUGAUGCACCCGAGGAAAUUGCUACUUACAUGGUGGAGAAUGAAUUCAUAUUGCAGAGUGAGAAAGAGACAUUUAUUGAACAAAUGAAAGAUAUUAUCGAUAAAGCAGAAGAUAUGCUCAGUGAAGAUACAGAAGGAGAACGAAGUUCUGAUCAGGGAACAAGUCCCCAGCAGGAUACUGAUGGAACAGAAAUGAAUGAGGAGAAGCGGCCAUCUCAAGUGAAGACACCUGUGUAUCAACAAAAUGUUUUGCAUACUGGAAAAAGGUGGUUUAUUAUAUGCCCCGUGGUGGAAAACCCAACUACUGAUGCACCAGAAUUUUCUCCACCAGUUCCUCAGAGUGCACAGCAGUCUGAAGGUCCAGACCUGGAGCAGUCGGAUGAUCAGCAAGCAAACUCUGCGGUGCCGGAUGUGCCUGGUGUCUUAGCUUGUCAGCAGCUUCCUCUACAGGCAAGCGUCUGUGACAGCCCCAUUGGGGCCUCUCCAUCUUUGGCACAAAUUCCUGCUGCAGCAUCUUCAGCUGGCUUGCCGAGCCAGGCAGAGCUCUCAGCUCCAGCGCCACCAGGACCCGCUCCAAACAUCCUGGAGCAGGCAGCUGCUAACGGAGGCCAGCCGGAAUGUUCUCUACUGCAAGCAGCAUUACCUCCCCCACCUGGCACUCCAGCCCCAGGUGCUGCCCCUCUGGAGGAGCCUGCUGAUGCUCCCCUGGCUGCCCAGCCUACUCAGCAGGCGCAGCAGCAGGCAGAUGAGGCCAUGUGUAUCCCUGACGUGGAGAUAGCGUGUUGCAGUGUCGGGCCACCCAAAGCAGUCCCGCCAGCUCCUGCCAAGGCAGCAGAGCUCUGCCCGCUCCCUGUGCUCCCAGAUGCUGUUGUUUUGGAGCGGCAGCCUGCGGCCCAGAUCCCUCACCUGCCAGAGGCCGGCCAGCCCGGCGUGCUGCAGCACUCCUUUGUGAAUCAAGUGUUUCCUGCAUCUGUUGCAUCCGAGUCUCUCAAUCUGGCAGGAUCUCAACUUCAGAGCCCCACUCAGGUGUCCAUGGCCACAUCCCAGCAGCAUGUGAUGCUGUCCCAGACACAGCCUGUCACCUGCGCCAGCAUGGGGAUCGGCCUGCUGCAGCAGCAGCAGCCGUGCACUGUGGAGUCUGAUGGAGAGGGGCCACCCCGGGUGGACUUUGUUGACAACACAAUAAAAAGCCUCGAUGAGAAAUUGCGCAACUUACUUUACCAGGAAUAUGUCCCGACUUCUUCUGCAUCAGCAGGAACUCCAGAUGCUUUUGUGCCAUUGGAACAGGCAGACAGUGAAUUUAACUUGCCACCAUUCACCGAAGAUCCCAAGUUGGUGUUGGAUUUGAGAGAACCAGGCCAUAACACUACGGAUAGCUGCCGGGAGCUGAAAGCUGCUGAGGCCCAGUUUGUGCCAGCUGUGCCACCUGAGAUCGCACCUCACCCAGUGUUGCUUGAGAAGUCUGAGGCCGCUGGCAUUGGGACUGAGUCCUUGGAAGCAAGAGGAUCAGCUGCGAGCAUCACUCCAGCUCCUGUGACUCCAGCAAAGGGCCUCCUCCAGGUUACACCUACAUCAUCAAGCAUAGCUAAACAGAUGGAAACUUCUAAAACGAACGAGAAGGCAAAGGCUACAACUUCAUCUACGCACACAGAUAAUGUAAUGCAGCUAUCAACAGCAGAUGGGGUGAUAAAUAACCUUCAAAGGGAUGACUCUCUAGACUCCGGUUCCUAUGGAAAACAGUCUGGAACUCAUGAUAGUGGUACACCAGCCAAAACUAUUGGCAGGUUUUCAGUAAGCAGCACGCAAGAUGAAUUAACUUUAGCAGCGCCGCAUUGCUUAAGAUUCUCUGCGCCCCCAGACGUCUAUUUGGAUGAGCUCCCUUCCAGCCCUGACCAGAAGACAGCUGUCCGACGGGUGCAGACAGCCUCGUCUGUUGAUGUCCUUUGUGACCAGGGCUCGAGUGAUUCUGCUGAGGAACCCUUCCAUCGACAGGCUGCUGCGGCUCAGCCGUCCCCUCCGAGCAGUAGUGCAGCCUCUGACUUAAUUAAAAAAGCAGCAGCUUUUCUGCAAAGGACUGGAAAAGCGGGCUCCCAAGGCCCCGAUUCACCGAACGGGCAGGGAACAAAGAUUCCUACCAUCAACAUAACGUCCUUCCACUCGCAGUCAUCGUACAUGAGCAGUGACAAUGACUCCGAAUUUGAAGAUGCAGACAUGAAGAAAGAGCUGCAGAACUUGAGAGAAAAGCAUAUGAAAGAAAUUGCCGAACUUCAGACUCAGCAGAAGAAUGAGAUAGAGGCACUGUAUAUUCGGUUAGGGAAGCCCCUGCCUCCCAACAUGGGGUUCCUUCACUCAGCCCCGCCAAGCGGCCGUCGACGAAGAACCAGCAAAAAUAAAUUGAAAGGUGGAAAACUAUUAAACCCUCUGGUUCAGCAGCUCAGGAGUGGAACAUCAAGCACAAGUAAUGUUUCAGACUCUAAAGACUCACCCCACAAAGAAACAACUAAAGCUCAGCCUGGAUCUCCCGAAACAACAGGAGUAACUUCCUCUGUGUCAGCCACAUUUGGGAAGUCUGUUCAGACACAGCAGCCGUGCUCUGUCAAAGCCUCUUUGUCUUCUGACAUCUGCUCCGGCUUAGGCCCCGAAGGAGGUGAUGUGAACGCAAGCUCUGGCCAAGGCUGGACGGUUUUCCACCAAACGUCUGAGAGAGUGACCUAUAAAUCUAGUAGCAAACCUCGUACCAGAUUCCUCAGUGGACCUGUGUCUUUGUCCAUCUGGUCCACCUUGAAACGACUAUGUCUAGGCAAAGAUCACAGUAGUAGAUCCUCUACAAACAGUCUUGUAACGUGUCCUGAGCCCCUCCCGCAAUCAACUCUGCAGGUUCAGGCCAACAACAGUAACAACAAGAAGGGAACGUUCACCGAUGAUCUUCACAAGCUGGUUGACCAGUGGACAAGCAAAACUGUUGGAGCUGCACAGGCAAAACCUUCUUUAAACCAACUGAAGCAGAACCAAAAAAGGCAGGACAUGGAGCCAAAGGCAAAUCCCAUGCAAACACAGAAUGAGACAUGUGGAGUUAAUUCAGUAAGAACAGGAUUGGGGAAAAGGUGCAUUGUUCCAGUGUCUUGUCCCAUGUCAGCUGCGCUAACUCCUGGAGUUUCACCAUCCAUGCCAGUGCCUAUGCCAGUUUGCACCGUAGGCGGCACGGACACCUCUCUCCUGUUUGCGGGUUGCUUUUUGCCUCUUUUACUGUGCUUAGAGUCUGCAUCUGCACCUCUCAGUCUAAAGGCACAAGGUAACCACUGACACUGAUUUGCUGAUGGUAAGUUCCAUUUCUAUGGACGGCACUAAGGGCCAUCCCUACAGGCACAGGGAGCCAAACGAGCGGUCAAACCUGAAGGCGCGUUGCUCUGUAUCUCUACUGCAAUGACAUUCUAUACUGUCUGCUGAUGGGCAGAGAUGUCUUGUGCUGCCAAGCUGUGAAAUUGUAUAGUUCUAUUGUACUUUGAGCAUUAUUCUGUCUAAAUUAUUUUGUUUGUACCCUUUGAAUAUAUUAUUCCAUCAAUUCAGUUAGAAUUGAAUUUUAUAGACAAUUAUGCAGAGUCUUCUGCCUGGGCAAAAUACUUACUGUAGUAAGAGAUUUCUGUUCUCUGUAACAUGUAUCUUUAAUUUGUUUGGGUUUUUUAGAUUCAUGUCUGUAUGCUUCAUGAGCAAACAUGGAAAAUAUGUUCUCACACCAGUUUUCCUUCAGCUUGCACUGAAUCCUACAGUUUGUCGCUAUUGCCUGUUGUAUAGUCCAUCCCCUGUAUACUGACAGAGUCAGUGGCACUAAAAGCCCCAAGAAAUUGUAUAGAUUAAAAAGAAGAAAAAAUAAACAUUUUGUGCUUGAAAACUGUGUGAAAAACCCAGUGUUUUUCUGAAAACAGAAGCGUGUCAAUUCCCCGCUCUCCCAGGUAACCCUGCGCCUGUUUUCCAGCCUUCUGUGCGAAGGAUUAGAUGUGAUGCUUCCGCUGCUCCUCGGUGCCUGCCCAGGGCUGUGUCCCAUCUCUUGCAGCUGUAGACGUGCAGUGGUGCUCCAGAAGUGAUGUAGUGCCACCCCACAGAAUCUCGCUGCUCCUGCAGCGUUUCUGGUGCUCUGCUGCUGCAAAGCAGGCCGGGCCGGAACAUUAAAUGGGUUAUUUUAAGAGAUGGUAUCUUUAGCAUCUCAUUUGUACUGCCAGCAAUGCUGCAGUUGGGUAGGUGGUAAAUGAGGCAUUUGGACCGUGCGCAUCCCACACUGCCAGUACCAGGGAAGCCCCAUUAGCAUGAUCCUGGCAUCAUUUAAAUGUGAGGGAGGGCAUCGAAGAAACUUGGCCCCAGUACAAGUUUGUGCUGCGUGCACGCUCUUGGCAGUCACUGAUGUCGGUGUAGGCUGCAGUAGAAAUGAGGAAGGGCUGUGCAGGGAGAGGUCUGGUACUUCUGCUUUUGUGCUUCUUCUGCACAUCCGACCUGUGCAGUUUUGCUGUGGGUGCUGCAUGCGUGUCAGCUGCCAGCCUUGUGCUGCAGGUCAUCAGAGCCUUCCAGCCAAGCAUGGCCAAAGCUGUGGGAGCACAUGGGGCUGCCUGGUGCCAGGUUUGGUCCAGAGCUAAUCGUGUUCACUUUUUCUUUUAAAACGAAGUUUUCAGCUUUUAGUGCCUGCUUUCUUAUGUGGGCCUUUUUUAGCUGGUGGUGGGGCCAGACGUUGGUGCUUUCAUUUCAGUGUUCAUGACUUGAAUUUUGUGGUAGCCAUCUUGGCUUCAGUUCUUUAGGCUGUGAGCUUCCAGCUAUGUUUUGUUGUCCCUGAUCAUGCUGAAGGGAGUUUUGGGCCUUGAUAGUGAUUAAGAAAGUGACUUGGGAUGGAACAAAUGGGGCAACUUCUCGAGAAAAAUGUGAGCAAAGGUGCUUUGCCUGCACCUUUGGAAAAAGAGAAUGCCCUGCUCCAGGGAGGUGCUGGUCAUUGGAUGUUUUUCUUGUGUUUUAAGAAACAGUUUUUGUUUCUUAAAAACUGAACUGUAUUUAUAGGAAGUCCACUUAAAUAGGACCAGUGGGCAAGUACUUGACUGUUAGUUACAUGCCUGUGCUUUAAGAAGCCUUCGAAAAGCAAAAGGUGUUUUCACAGCAGGCAUCGGCUCUGCUCAGGCAGCAGGGCUGGCUCCCAGUGAUCUGUGCAUUUUGCUGGAUUUAACCAACUUUUGUGCUGAGCCCUGUCAUCCAGCCUUAGUCUGGAGCGGGAGGCACCGCAGGGCUGGUGCUGCAGCAUUGGUGGAGGGACAAGAUAUUGAAAGAGGACUUCCUGCUGCUGAGUCACACACCUGGUAGUAAGGAAAUGGCAUGCGACUGGUCUUGUGUCGGGAGUGCAUCAUUGGCAGGGCAGCAUGGGAGGGGACCCUGCACCCUUCAAGGCUCGCUUGCUCAUCCCGGCUCAGCCUCCCUGGCAGGUGUGUUCAACAACUGAUGUAAGGACUUGCCCUUGUGUAACUGUGGUCUUCAUUCUGUAACUUAGAGUUAAUAUUUCUCAGGUGUUACUUUACAC